UUUCUGGUAGUUAGCAGUAGUAUUUGUUAACAAGUUCCCUUCUACAAAUACAAAUGAUAUGUUCAAUGAUCAUAGGCUUCAAUUCUUCAGUCAAAAACACAAACACACACACACACACACUUUGAUUUGUAACAUCAAUGGAAAAACCAGGUCGAAGUUACAAUAAUCAUAAUCAACUCUGGUUUGCAAUUCUCAUCUCAUUUAUCUUAUUACUUCUAUGUUUUCAUUAUUCAAACACAUUUCCUAGUCCCAACAACAAUGUCUUCACUUUCUCACUUAACAACAACACUGAUUCCUGCAAUGGCCGUUAUGUUUACAUUCAAAAUCUCCCAUUUCGUUUCAACCAAUUUUUACUUCAAAAUUGUCACAUUCUUACCCGAGGAACCGACAAAUCUAACAUGUGUCCUUAUAUGAAGAACUUGGGUUUAGGUCCUGAGAUUAAAAAUCAAAACUUUAAUGGUGUUCUUUUAUCAAACACUUGGUAUGCAACUAACCAGUUUUUGUUGGAAGUUAUUUUUCAUAAUAAGAUGAAAAAUUAUGAAUGUUUGACUAAUGAUUCAUCUUUAGCUUCUGCAAUUUUUGUUCCUUCUUAUAUUGGUCUUGAUAUUAGUCGUUUUCUUUGGGUUUCUAAUCUUACUGUUAGAGAUUCUUCUGGUUUUGAGCUUGUUGAAUGGUUGGUGAAGAAACCUGAAUGGAAAAGAAUGUGGGGUAGAGAUCAUUUUCUUGUUUCUGGAAGAAUUUCUUGGGAUUUUAGAAGACAAUUUGAUGAUUUAGCUUAUUGGGGUAGCAAAUUUAGGUUUUUACCUGAAUCUAUGAACAUGUCAAUGUUAGCAGUUGAAGCUAGUUCAUGGAAUAAUGAUUAUGCUAUACCUUAUCCAACAUCAUUUCAUCCUUCAAUGGAUGGUGAGAUUUAUCAAUGGCAGAGUAAAAUCAGGCAUCAAAAAAGGGAGUUUUUGUUUACUUUUACAGGAGCACCUAGGCCUGAAAAUGAAGAAUCUAUAAGAGGGAAAAUCAUUGAACAAUGUCGAGGUUCGAGUUUUUGUAAAUUCAUUGAUUGUAGCUAUGGUGGUGAGAAAUGUGAUGAUCCUGUUAAUGUUAUGAAAGUGUUUGAAAAUUCGGUGUUUUCUUUGCAACCUUCUGGUGAUUCAUACACAAGAAGAUCAAUUUUUGAUUCAAUUUUAGCUGGUUGUAUACCUGUGUUUUUUCAUCCUGGUACUGCUUAUUCGCAAUAUAAAUGGCAUUUACCAAAAACCAGAACUAAGUAUUCUGUUUAUAUACCUGUGAAAGAUGUGAAAGAAUGGAAUGUUGAUAUUGAAAAAGUGUUAUUGAGAAUUCCAGAGAAGGAUGUGAUUGCAAUGAGAGAAGAAGUUAUCAAGCUUAUUCCAAAAAUAGUUUAUGCUGAUCCUAGGGGUAAGUUAGAUAAUUUUGAAGAUGCAUUUGAUUUAGCAUUGAAAGGGAUACUUGAAAGGAUUGAAAAUGUAAGGGAAACAAUGAGAAAAGGGAAAGAUCCUAGUGUUGGUUUUGCAGAUGAAGAUCAUUAUAAGUAUACAUUUUCUGAUAAUUAGAUAGUGUAUAAUGUAUAUCCAUUCAAUAAUACUACUAUUUAGUUUAUGAUGAUAAUAUAAUAUAUACUUAUUAUUAGUACAAAGUAUUCAUAUUCCUAGUUAAAACAUAU
This is a messenger RNA of Trifolium pratense (red clover), 1675 nucleotides long. RefSeq names its product probable xyloglucan galactosyltransferase GT14. NCBI's taxonomy places the organism in Eukaryota, Viridiplantae, Streptophyta, Magnoliopsida, Fabales, Fabaceae. The record is from RefSeq and is a predicted model, not a curated record. Bases 138 to 1565 code for a protein of 475 amino acids. The transcript has a single exon. Gene Ontology annotation, molecular function: glycosyltransferase activity.